Molecule: messenger RNA, 582 nt
Organism: Serendipita indica DSM 11827
Lineage: Eukaryota; Fungi; Basidiomycota; Agaricomycetes; Sebacinales; Serendipitaceae
Source: the annotation of a GenBank genome assembly
AUGUCUGAAAUUCGCAGAAAGCUCGUCAUCGUUGGCGACGGUGCUUGCGGCAAGACCUGUCUCCUCAUCGUGUUCUCCAAAGGAACAUUCCCCGAGGUCUACGUCCCCACCGUCUUUGAAAACUACGUCGCCGAUGUAGAGGUAGACGGAAAGCACGUCGAACUCGCUCUUUGGGAUACAGCUGGACAGGAAGAUUACGACCGCCUCCGUCCUCUCUCGUAUCCAGACUCCCAUGUCAUCCUGAUUUGCUUCGCGAUUGACAGCCCAGACUCUUUGGAUAACGUUCAAGAAAAGUGGAUUGCGGAAGUCAUGCACUUCUGCGCUGGCUUACCCAUCAUUCUCGUCGGCUGCAAGAAGGAUCUCAGACGUGACAGCAAGACCAUUGAUGAGCUCCGCAGGACAAACCAGCGUCCCGUCACCCCAGAAGAGGGCAUGGCUAUUGGACAAAAGAUUGGUGCUCGUCACUAUCUGGAAUGCUCGGCUCGUACCGGUGAGGGCGUCCGCGAAGUCUUCCAAUAUGCAACCCGCGCUGCGCUCAUUUCCCGAACGAACCGCAAGCCGAAGAAGUGUGUGGUCGUCUAA